UUUUGAAUCACGUCAAAUCCCAACGACAGGAGCCAAUAACACUUCAGCACCUGGGAGUAAGCCCUUUAUGAAGAUUGAAAUUCCACAAUCAUCUGAGCUUCCGGAUCAUCCGCUCACAUCGCCCGCUUAUCACACACAAGGGUAUGUGGAAGGGUUCAUGUAUCAUAACGGACACCCUUCCAAUAACGCAUCUGUACACCAUGGCGGAUAUCAUUCUGAUAGUGAACAACAUCAUAGUAAUGGAUUAACUCAUGCAAACGGACGAGGUACAAGAGUUGAUGGUUCCGUGCAAGAUUCUAAUAAUCAUCAUUCCGGUAGUCCACAAAUGAAUGGAGACAAGAUGAAUGGUUCAACCGUAGACCCAAAAUCUCCAACAACAAAUGCUGGAAGUAAUACUACAACGCCAACUACCGAAUUGGGAAAAAGCCUUGGCCAGUUGAACAUGAAUAAUUAUCGAAUUGAAAAAUUGGAUGAGUCUGAUAAGCUGUAA
Messenger RNA from Funneliformis mosseae, 490 nucleotides. NCBI's taxonomy places the organism in Eukaryota, Fungi, Glomeromycota, Glomeromycetes, Glomerales, Glomeraceae. The record is from the annotation of a GenBank genome assembly.